AUGUUAUUGAUGCAUUGGUCAGACGAAUUGGCGAUGAGCGCUCAACGACAUGCCAAUAGAUGCGAUUUUCGACAUAGUACCGAUCGAAUAAAUGUUGGCGAAAAUAUUUGGGCAGCACCGUAUUCCAAUUAUACGGAAGCAGUAUCACGAUGGUUUAAUGAAGUAUACGAUUCACGAUGUGAUUGUAAACAUGCUUACAAACAUUGUUGUGGACAUUAUGUCCAGGUAGUUUGGGCUGAAACAAAUUUGGUUGGUUGUGGAUAUGCAAAAUGUCGUAAUAUUUGGGGUACACAAAAUCAUGGUCAUCGACAUAUUUUUGUUUGUCAUUAUAAUCCACAAGGAAAUACGGUUUAUGUUACUAGGAAUGGUUUCUUUGCAAUUCCAGCAUUUACAUGGGCUGGUGAUAAGCCACGAUGUAGUGAUUGUCCAUCAAAUGCUCCAGCAUGCUCUCAGGGUCUUUGUUUUGCGCCAUCAUUAUCAUGGAAAGAAGUUGAUCCUGAUUUGGAUGCUAAUCAACUUGGACAAAAUUAA
Messenger RNA from Loa loa (African eye worm), 531 nucleotides. Its product is annotated as SCP-like extracellular protein. The transcript has 4 exons. NCBI's taxonomy places the organism in Eukaryota, Metazoa, Nematoda, Chromadorea, Rhabditida, Onchocercidae. Gene Ontology annotation, cellular component: extracellular region. Bases 1 to 531 code for a protein of 176 amino acids. The record is from RefSeq and is a predicted model, not a curated record.